AUAUCUUGCAGAUACAAUACUGCAAUUGCAACCGAUUGUGUUGGGACUUUGACCUACGAUAUCGUGAUUUAUUCCCCAUUCACCCGAUCUAAUCAUCUGUAACAACUCACCUUAGACAUUACCCAUAUCCAGGCGAGGGAUGUGCGCACGUAUACACCCUCUCACACAUCUUGAUUCAUUUCAGCUGUAUUGAGGGUGUAUUAUUUUCAUAAUCGCACGUUCUUGCCGAUAAUUGCGAUCAAUACAACCAGAGCCUUAGUUGAAGGGAAACAACAUCCACAAGCGAUCGAAGAAGCAAUAGGCCAACCAUACUUUGACCAGUGUACAUUGUGACAUCAUGGCUGUUGAGGUUGUUCAGAAGGAUACGGGAUACCUAUUGGAAGGACCUCAUUGGGACGACGUCACCAAUACCCUUCUGUAUGUUGAUAUCUUUAACAAGUUCGUUCAUUCUUACAACACCGUGACAAAGGAAGCUAAAAAGGUCGAAGUCCAUGAUGCCGUAGGGGCAAUUGUGACCACAACCAGUGGAAGAACUAUGGCGUGUGUUGGACGAGAGGUGGGCUACAUCAACUGGGAUGCCGGAAAAUUCGAAACAUUUUGUGAAAUAGAUCUAAAAAAGGGAACCAGAUUCAAUGACUGCAAGUGCGAUCCAGCAGGAAGAUUCUAUUUAGGAACGAUGGCUGUCCAAGAUCCGUCGACAAGCUCGGAAGAAACCAAAAAAGGACAGGGCUCCCUCUUUUGUUUGAGUCCCGACAAAACAGUCCGAGAGUUUGUGCAGAAUGUUGACAUUUCAAAUGGCAUGGCGUGGACAAAUGACCACAAAACUAUGUAUUACAUCGAUUCGCUGACGUACGGCGUGGAUGCUUUUGAUUAUAACAUCGAAACCGGUGAAAUUGCAAACAGACGACAGGCAAUCAGCGUUCCAAAGUCAGACGGUGUACCGGAUGGUAUGUGUAUUGACGAUGAGGGUAUGCUAUGGGUCGCCUUGUUUGAUGGAUGGGCUGUUAACAGAUAUAACCCCAAAACAGGCGAAAAACUUCGGUCCAUCAAAUUUCCAACCAAGAACAUCACAAGCUGUUGCUGGGGCGGGGCCAAUCGCGAUGAACUUUACGUGACGUGUGCAAAACACUUUCUCAAACCGGAUGAACUCAAGGAACAAGAUACUGCUGGUUCCAUCUUCCGGGUUACUGACCUAGGGGUCAAAGGGGUCAAGUGUGACGUAUUCAAAGACAAUUAGUGGUGAUGUUUUAUUCCAAAAAAGUGGGAACCAAUUAUUUUUCUAUUUCUCGUCUUGUAAACAUAUCAUUGAUUUAACUUUGAGUCUUGCCCGUUAUUCUAAUAUAAUGCCAUUUUUGUAAAGAUACAUGCACCAUUCUAUGCGGAAGAAAUAUCGGAGCGUUGCUAAUUCGUGACGGUUGAUAUAAUAAAUUUGAAUUGUUUGGUGAAAAAGACACCAUAAUUCUUGAUUGGAACGUAAAAUAAUGUCUCGCUUAAAUAUUUUGUAUUCAGUUUAAACAACAUGUGCCACUUUUUUUUAUCAUUGAUGUCAAUUAUCAUAGUUACCAUUACUUGCCAUAGCAAUGUUCAAUAAGAAAUCAUUACUCCGUGAUUAUGAUUUAUAUUUAUAAUGACAAUGUCCAUGAACAGCGUAACGUGUGCUGCUCAUUUUAUAAUAUUUUUCAUUUCGUCUAUUUUUUUUCGAUUUUUUUUUCAGCUGGAAUCUAUGACAAUCUUGUUUGCCCUGCAUUUAAUAAUAACGAUAAUAAUAUUUUACAGUUAUUGUAUAGCGCAUAUCACAUGAAUGAUGUCUCUAUGCGCUUCCAAAGGACUUGGAUAUUAUUACACCAGCUGUAGCUUGGCAGCCGUAAUUAGUAAGAUUACAGCGCACACGCAUUUCAAGGAAUAAAUUCGUGCCAGGUACCCGUUCACCUCAACUGGGUUGAGUGCAGCACAAUGUGGACAAAUUUCUUGCCGAAGGAAAUUACGCCAUGGCUGGGAUUCGAACCCACGACCCUCUGUUUCAAAGUCCGGAGAUUAAUCCACUGGGCCACAACGCUCCAUGUUCUUCCAGCCGGCAGGGGCGUCCCAUAAUGUUUGAGAGACAGGCCAAAGAUGCCUUAAAGUGACGUCAUAUUUUUUUUUCUAAUUAUAGAGGUAUCAUAGAGUCACACAUCCUAGAACUCUUAUACAUUUUGAAUUCUUUCUUCCCUUUUUGCCCUCUUCCCCCCUCCUUUCAUGCUUUUUUUUCACUACGUGAAAUAUCAUCGUGAUUAUAGGGGGAGGUGGUCGCCCACGGCACCCCUCCCCCUGGUACCGACUACAUGUCUUUUGAUAUUAUGAGUUAAACAUUCUGUUGCCACUUAUGUUCUGUUUCUAAGAUAAAAUCGUAUUAAAAACAAAUACGCACGCAACAUUGUUUUAUGACUUAUUGACGUGGAUAGUAUAACAGGGCCCCGUCUUACAAAGAGUCACGACUGAUCCAAUCAAUCUCAACUCUAUGGAAAUCCAUCCAUACCAUACUUUUUUCCUGCAGGAAAUUUGCACAAUGUCGUCUCUAAACUUAAAGGACAAGUCCACCCCAACAAAAAGUUGAUUUGAAAAAAAGGGAAAAAAUCCAACAAGCAAAACACUGAAAAUUUCAUCAAAAUUGGAUGUAAAAUAAGAAAGUUAUGACAUUUCAAAGUUUCGCUUAAUUUCACAAAACAGUUGUAUGCACAUCCUGGUCGGUAUGCAAAUUGGCAGACUGAUGACGUCACCCACUCACUAUUUCUUUUGUAUUUUAUUAUAUGAAAUAUGAAAUAUUCUUAUUUUCUCCUCCUUGUCAAGUGAAACAAAGUUUUAUUUCUCCCUGAACAUGUAGAAUUACCAUUAUUUUAACAGUGUAUGGUUAAGUUAAGUUGGUCCUUUCUUGUCAAAUCUGUAAAAAUUGAAA
Messenger RNA from Lytechinus pictus (painted urchin), 2932 nucleotides. RefSeq names its product regucalcin-like. Gene Ontology annotation, molecular function: gluconolactonase activity; enzyme regulator activity; calcium ion binding. Bases 338 to 1237 code for a protein of 299 amino acids. Gene Ontology annotation, biological process: L-ascorbic acid biosynthetic process. The transcript is spliced from 7 exons. The record is from RefSeq and is a predicted model, not a curated record. NCBI's taxonomy places the organism in Eukaryota, Metazoa, Echinodermata, Echinoidea, Temnopleuroida, Toxopneustidae.